UCGGCAGUUCAUUUUGGAGUUGAACUUCUAAAUCUCUCUCAAGAGUCGCCUCAAUACGCCGCUCCCGGUUACUCUCCUCUCAAUACUGACUUGAGCUUCGGAGAAGGUCCCGCCGACCACCGCGGCGGGUUCCUCUUUUGCAGGUGUCCAUCUCGGAGGCUGGUGGUGGAUGUUGGCUAGGAGGACAACGCUCACCGGACCUCAAACACAUUGAAGCAGGCUCCUCAGAGCUUGGCAUCAACAAUUGGUGCCCACCGUGGGGCCCGUUGAGUUUAAUACCAACAAACCGUCAAUCCAGCAAGAUAAGGUGGACACACAGGAUCUACGUACAAACCGAAGUAGGAUUCAUCAAGAUGCAACUCCAAUCAUCAAUCAAGUUGUUAUCUCCAAGAAUCGAGGAUCUCAACGAGAUGCGCAUGCAGGAUAAGCAGCCCGAAGAAUGGAUUCGUCAAGAUACAACUCCAAACAUCAAUUAAUUUGCUACCUCUAAGAAUCGAGGAUCUCUCGACCAAUAUUCAGUUGUGUCAAUCUUUGGUCCGAAACUGCGGGCCCUCAACCCCACUAGUUCCUCCAUCGAUUUGUCGCGAAAUCAUAGGAUCCUCAAGUCCUCUCAUGGAAUGACGCCCUGACAUCAACAAUUGGCACCUAUUGUUAUUAUUUUAUUUUUACGAACACGCCACCCAUGCCAGAAGCAGGAGGCACCUAUAAAUAGGAUGCUCAUUUAUGCUUUCUCGGCAGUUCAUUUUGGAGUUGAACUUCUAAAUCUCUCUCAAGAGCCGGCUCAAUACGCUGCUACUGGUUACUCUCCUCUCAAUACUGACUUGAGCUUCGGAGCUGGUCCCCGCCGACCAGCGCCGCCUGGUUCCUCUUUUGCAGGUGUCCAUCUCGAAGGUCGGUGGAGGCAAACGUUGGCCAGGAAUUUGGCGCUCACCGGACAUCAAACACAUUGAAGCAGGCUCAUCCAAGCUUGGGAUCAACACAUUUGAAAUGGGUAUCUCAAACCCGUACGGGUUAACGGGUACCCAUUACUCGUACGGGACGGAUAACGAGUACCCGCGGGUACCCAUAAAUUUGUGUGAUUUUCGUUAUUUGAUCUUUUAUUGGCGGCAAAAUUGGCGUGGGAAUUCAGUUUAUUGACUUGAAUUGUAGUGAACCUACUGCUACUGAUUUAUAUAAAAUGAAUAGAGAAAGGCAGUGGGCUUUCAACCGAUCCCAUGCAUGCAGACGUGGAUUCUUUCUAUUAAAUUGAAUUGUAAUGA
Molecule: messenger RNA, 1259 nt
Organism: Linum trigynum
Lineage: Eukaryota; Viridiplantae; Streptophyta; Magnoliopsida; Malpighiales; Linaceae
Source: the annotation of a GenBank genome assembly